Actinia tenebrosa (Australian red waratah sea anemone) is the source of this 1099-nucleotide messenger RNA. RefSeq names its product tereporin-Ca1. The record is from RefSeq and is a predicted model, not a curated record. Lineage: Eukaryota; Metazoa; Cnidaria; Anthozoa; Actiniaria; Actiniidae.
UGUCGCACAACACCUGGCGUGAAGCCAAUACCUAGUGAUCUCUUGAAAACAUAACACCAAUGUGCAGAGUUUACGCAAACUGUACUUGGGAAAAUCAUUYUCAAGAGCUUUGAACCAUGGAAUCGCUAGGACGAGUCGCUUCAGACUUAGAUUCUUCAAUUGCACCUAAUUCAGAAAAGCUCAGUUUAGUCUCGCAGGCGCUUGACUUGUUGGAAUCCAAGAAGGGAACAUUCUUGUGGUUACUUGAUGAAGGCGGUGGAAGACGCAACGAAAUGAGUAUUGUUAAYGGUACCAGCCACGCUGUACUACUCGUUGAAUGGUAUCUUGAAAGGGGCUACGUAAAAGUUCCUCCUCAACCUUACCUUGAUUCCAUGAGUCGAGAUGAAGCGUUGUUCCAUAAUGCUGGCAGCUGGGCCUGUACUGGAUCUAGUGGUAUCGUUACCUACCAAUUGGAACACCAAGUGGUCCAGGGGAUGGAAAGUCAAGAGACAAGGGAGGAUCGAAGCCGUAUGGAUGUAAAAGAAGGUGUGCAGCGCAAGACAACAACUAUGCAGUAUACGCGACGAUGGGAGACAAACAUGCCACGGGCAGCAAGAUCACCAUUGUCGAGAAAAACUAUAAUUGGAAAAAUUGAACCCAUCAUUUACAUAUGGAUCUUAGGCUUGCAUGCUUUCUUUUAGUGACCUUGCUACCUAAAUGCCGAAAGACGUAGACACAGACGUAUAAGUUGGUAAAAAAAAGUUUAGGAAUCCUGCCUGGCUGGCCAAGCUMCAAGCGAAACUAUAAACGAUAUUUCUGCUCUUGGUGCUCGUUACCUUGAACUAGUAGAUGUAUGCAUAAUAAUUUGUAUAAUAAUUUUUGCCGYAACUGUGAUUCAUUCCCGGUAAUAUUCGCAAUGAAUUGAUAGAUACAAAUGUAGUUAUCGUUCAGUACAGCGGGCUUUAUGCAUUCCAACCGGUUAUCUGAUCCUCUAGAGUAUAAUAGAUUAAGUAGAUGUUGACAACCAAAGCAUKUACUUUCAGGUACUCAGAGUGUAAUGGACGAGAAAUAAGAAAGACUGGAAGUCGAAGAAGGAAUAAAUAUUGUCUYUGUAGUAGUU